This is a messenger RNA of Camellia sinensis, 1801 nucleotides long. Its product is annotated as BTB/POZ domain-containing protein At3g05675. The record is from RefSeq and is a predicted model, not a curated record. Lineage: Eukaryota; Viridiplantae; Streptophyta; Magnoliopsida; Ericales; Theaceae.
AAAGAACCGACUACAAAACGCUCUCUCUCUCCCUCUCUCCCCCCCCUGUUUCAAUUCAAUCUUCUCAGAAAAUGAUAAUCGGUAGCAAUGUCAGUGGUGGCGCGUCGAAGAAGAGGCAGCGCGUGGGGAGCAACAACCGUCUCUCCUCCACCACCGCCGUCAUCGACUCCUCCCGCCCCGACGGAACCCUAACCGACUCCUCACGCAAACCGCCGUCUCUCCGCCGCUCCAAUUCUCACUCAUUACUCCCCUCCUCCUCCGCCGCCGCCGCCGCUAGUGGCGGAUUCAACGACUCAGCCACCGCUGACGUCAUCCUCCGCCUCUAUCUCGAACUGCCAUCGCCAUUCGACUCCGACGACUCCGCCGUCGGUUCCGUGGACCAAGCUGAAUUUCAGGUCUACCUGCACUCCGAUGUCCUUCGCAGAUCGAAGUAUUUCGCUGCGUUGUUAUCGGAUCGAUGGAAGAGAGAGUCCGGCGAUAUGGAUCCCGAGAGCUCUCGGAAAAUCUAUCGGUUCAAUUUGGGCGUUGCGGCCACAACUGGAUCAAUCGACAAUCAUUUGACUGUUCUUCAGCUUCUUUACACGAAUGAUUUCUCGACUGUGAUCGAUUGCGUUUCGACGGCUCUCUUGAUACUUCCCGUGGCUCUCGAGCUUCUGUUCGAAGAUUGUGUUAGGUCUUGCGUUCGAUUUCUCGAGGCCGUGCCGUGGACUGAAGAGGAAGAGAAGAUGAUUCUGAGUUUUGUUCCUUUUUUAAGAGACGAAGAGUCUAAGGAGCUUCUCGCUAGGGUUUCGCCUGCGAAGAACGAUUCAUCUGUGGAAAUGCUUCACGGAUUGAUUCUCACGGCAAUUCAUAACCAUCCAAACAUGGCAUUCGCAAAAGCUUUCGUAGCGAAGCUUUUGAGGGACUUUUCGUCGAGGGAAUCGGCACGGAGAGUGUUGGAUUUAGCGUUCGAGACGAGUUUGAAGAUCGUGAAGGAGUCAUUGGAGGAGUAUUCAAGCCCGGCUUUUAGAGGAGACCAUAAUGAGACGGAGGCUAUUCAGAGGUUGAAUUUGCAUACUGCGAUGACGAAUGGGAGGCAUCUGUUGUGGUUGAUCGAAAGGAUGAUUGAGUUGAGAGUGGCAGAUAAUGCCGUGAAGGCGUGGAGUGAACAGGAUUCAUUCACGGCGGAUUUGCAGAGGGCAUUUCGAGAUGAUGCGUGGAGGAAUAUUGUGCCGGGACUUCCGGCUGUUGUGCUUCGAUGCACUUGCAAGCUUGCCAACGCUGUUGCUGCUGGAACCAUUUUGGCUGAUAGACAGGUUAGGAUGAAGCUCGUUAAAGAUUGGCUUCCAGUGUUGAAUGUAUGCAAAGAUCACGUCUCGCCCAUGCUGCCCAGUCAUAAAUCACUGUAUUUGGAGCUCGAAGAAACAUUCCUGAAAAUUAUCUCUACACUGCCCAUGUUGGAUGCACAGGAAUUGUUGCAGCAGUGUCUCAGCUUCUCAACUCGAAACGUUGAAGACUGUCCGCAUUUGGUAACUGCAUUCAAUACCUGGUUCCGUCGUGCAACUCGUCCCCCACAAGCCGAAAAUCUUUGUGAGUAGGGUUUUUAAUAGUCAGUGUUUGUUCUACCAUAGGUUUCAUGCCUUUCCUGUCAAAUAUUGUGCAUAUUGAUCUGAUGUUAGGGUGUAAAACUGAUGACUGUGUACAUAGACCUUGGUCUCUCAUGAAAGCAAACCAUGUAAAGCAUCUGUAGUUCGAGGAAAUAAAUCUUUGAAGGCUGUUGCUGAGCCAACUGUUUGUGGCUGGUUUUUAAUGCCAUUUGAUA